AUGAGCUCCUUCGAUAUCACAGCUACAAGAAAGAGCUUCCCAUCAUUGGACAAGAAGCAAGUGUAUUUUGACAAUGCCGGUGGUAGUCAAACCUUAGGGACUGUCAUAGACAGGAUCCAUGAUUACCUCAUCAAUUCCAAUGUUCAACUCGGUGGUUCAUACAAUGUCGGCAAGAAAGCAAAUACAAGUUACUCUGCAGGAUAUGAAGCAGCGGCAAAAUACAUCAAUGCACCCCCAUCCAAUAUUGUCCUCGGUUCAAGCACAACUCAAAAUUUCCGAAAUCUUUCCCAGGCUUUUGACUUUCCACCGGAUUCUGAGUUGAUCAUAUCAUCCAUUGAUCAUGAAUCAAACAUUGCGUCCUGGGUCGCUCUCGCUGCAUCUCAAAAGUUUACUAUCAAAUGGUGGACUCCACCUGCGUCAAGUAACCCAAUUCUGACUCCUGAAUCACUUCGCCCCCUUCUCUCCUCAAAGACCGCUCUUGUAACCCUCACUCACGCCUCCAACAUUCUUGGUACCAUCCACGAUAUUCGCGGCAUUUCCGACCUCGUGCACACCAUCCCAGGCGCACUCCUCUGCGUCGACGGCGUAGCUUACUCUCCUCACCGUCCUCUCGACGUCCAAGCCCUCGGCGUAGACUUCUACGCCUUCAGCUGGUACAAAGUCUACGGCCCCCACAUUUCCCUCCUCUAUGCCUCUCCUUCCACUCUCUCCUCCCUAAAAUCCCUCGGCCACUACUUCAACCCCAGCAAGACCCUCGCCGAUAAACUCGCUCUCGCAGGCUCAAACUACGAGCUCACAGGCUCCAUCCCAAAAGUUGUCGAAUAUUUUGAAAAUCAAUCUUGGGAGGCAAUCUGUCUUCAUGAAGAAUCGCUUCAGAAAACUCUCCUUCAGUAUCUUCUAUCUAGAUCCGAAAUCGAGAUUCUCGGUGAACAAUCUUGGGAUACGAAAAAGAGAGUUUGUACGAUCAGUUUUCUCGUGGAAGGAUUCGGAAGCCGGGAAUUUGUGGAAAAGGUGGAUGAGAAAAGUAUGGGAGAAGUGGGAAUUAGAUGGGGAAUGUUUUAUAGUAAUCGAUUGUGUAAAGACGUGUUGGGAUGUGGAGAUCAGGGAGUGGUGAGAGUUAGUUUCGUGCAUUACAAUAGCUUGGAAGAAGUAAACCGAUUGAUUGGCAUUUUUGAUGAGAUUCUUGGGAAAGCAUAG
Messenger RNA from Botrytis byssoidea, 1197 nucleotides. RefSeq lists its product as uncharacterized. The coding region runs from base 1 to 1197 and encodes 398 amino acids. NCBI's taxonomy places the organism in Eukaryota, Fungi, Ascomycota, Leotiomycetes, Helotiales, Sclerotiniaceae. The record is from RefSeq and is a predicted model, not a curated record. The transcript has 6 exons.